AUGGCUCCUACAAUCUUCAUCGUUCCCGGGUUCUAUGAAGGCCCCACGGUCUGCAACCCUCUCGCCGGCAGCCUCAACGAACGAGGGUUCAAGACCAUUAUCACGACUAUCUCCAGCACUGGCAAGACUCCUCCAGACAGCCCAAACAUGGAUGGUGACAUUGCAAACAUCGCCAAGGACCUUGCUCCAGUUGUUGAGGAAGCAGGCGAAGAAGGCAUCGUUGCAGUCAUGCACUCAGCUGGUGGCUUUAUUGGGAGCGGUGCCCUCAAGGGUCUGACUUUCAAAGCCAGGCAGGAUGCUGGAAAAACUGGAGGAGUUAAGAAAAUCAUCUUCAUUGCUGCUGGCGUUACGCCCGAGGAGUUUGAGCAAGGGCCAAUGCCGUUCUUUGACUAUCAUGAGUCGAAUGGCACACAGUCAUGCAAAGAUCCCAGGAGCUUGCUCUAUGGCGACUUCUCAGAUGAAGAGGCCAACAAGUGGCUCCCGCGUCUUCAGCAUCAGGUUGACAGAGGCUGGGCGACCAAGCUCCAGUAUUGUGGAAUAUUACCCGUUGCUAUCCAGGAACAGUUCGCGGGUCUGGCGGGCAGUGAGAUCGUGAGGAUUGGUGCGGGACAUAUGGUGCAGUUGAGUGAGACUGAGAAGGUGGCUGACAUCAUCGCUUCACACGCGGGUUAA
Fusarium tjaetaba is the source of this 672-nucleotide messenger RNA. RefSeq lists its product as uncharacterized. The record is from RefSeq and is a predicted model, not a curated record. NCBI's taxonomy places the organism in Eukaryota, Fungi, Ascomycota, Sordariomycetes, Hypocreales, Nectriaceae. The coding region runs from base 1 to 672 and encodes 223 amino acids. The transcript has 3 exons.